Molecule: messenger RNA, 976 nt
Organism: Cokeromyces recurvatus
Lineage: Eukaryota; Fungi; Mucoromycota; Mucoromycetes; Mucorales; Mucoraceae
Exons: 2
Coding region: 149-865 (238 amino acids)
Source: RefSeq, a predicted model, not a curated record
AAGCUAUGGAUGAUUAUUGUUAAUAAACAUAAACUAGCAUGUCGAUAAGCAUUUUUUAUUACUUUAAAAGAGGAAUAUUCUUUACAUUAUAACAGCAUUUCUAAUAAAAAUUAUAAGUGCAACAGAUGACGGCACUCCAUUAAAUAACAUGUCAAAUGUUACUUCUUCUUCUUCAUUAGAUGCUACUGAUGAAGCAUCAAAGAAAAUAACAACUGACGGUUUAUUACAUAUAUUCAAUGUAUUAUCAACAGCAGCGAGUCUAUCCUUUUGGUUUUUUAAACACUUUUUCAGUUUUUUUAUUCAAAUUAUUACUUUUAUUUGUUCACCAUUUGUAUGGAUUUUUAGUGCCUGUUGGUAUCAAUUUGUAACAAAGCCUUUUCAUCUUCUUUCAUAUAUAUUGCAUGUAUUUUAUCCUGUCAUAUUAUUUUGUAUUGCUGCAAUGUGUUGCGGUAUCUUUAUUGGUGGCUGUGCUGGAUUUGCUGCUGAAGCCUUUUCUUCUAUUUUAAUUUCAGCUACUUGGGGACAACAAAAGCAAAAACAACAAGUGCAAGAAGAGAAAAACUUUAUAAAUAACGACGAUGAAAUGAUAAAAGAAGAUGUGUAUUCUUCAUUUGUUCAUUCAAAGAAUAAUAGCAUUCAAAGCCUAUCUACUUUCUUUGGCACAUCAUCAAUAACAAAAAAGAAAAAGGGAAAAGAGCCCCUAAAGGCAACCAGAAUAGAAAAUUGGGAUGAUUCUUUAUCUAGUAGUUAUUCCCCUUCAAUAAAGCAUACUUCUUCUCCUACGUUAAUACGAAGAAUGAAACUAUCUUCUAUUGCAUCAUCAACGAGAAAUAGUUGGGAAUGGGAUGAUGAUGAUGAAGAUUAGAGACACACACACACACACACAUACACACAUACAAAAAAAAAACACUAAAAAUAAACAUUUAUUGUUCUUAUUAUUCUUGGGUUUUAUUGGCUGAUAUACAGAAAGCGACGA